Molecule: messenger RNA, 859 nt
Organism: Cicer arietinum (chickpea)
Lineage: Eukaryota; Viridiplantae; Streptophyta; Magnoliopsida; Fabales; Fabaceae
Source: RefSeq, a predicted model, not a curated record
AAGUAUCAAAAAGCAUAAUUCAUUAUGGUGUCGGUUUCAAGCAAGAGAAUCAAAUCACAAUAUUUCUCUAUUAAUUUCAACAUGUACCCGGCGUAACAACCGGAUAUGCAUGUGCUUUUUCUUCCUCUCUUUGUAUUUAUACUUCCCUUUAGAGACAUUAUUUUCUCCAAUAUAAUAUAUUUUGGUCCUAUUGAAUUAUAUGCUUGAUUUCUAAACAUGGGAAAUUGCCUAAAAAUGAACCAAAUAUCAUCAUCAAAAGAUGAGAAUGAAAAAGUUAGUAAGAGAGUUGAGAAGAUGAAGACACUUUCAUCAACCAAGUUGGAAAAGGCAAAGAGAGAAAACAACAUGAAGAAAAAGGUAAGGUUCAAAAUACAAGAUGGUAAAGGAAGUGAUGGUAAUUCUACAAGUGGCUUUAUGAGGAUUAGGUUGGUAGUGAGCAAGGAAGAGUUGAAAAGGGUGUUGAGCAAUAAGAAUGUUGAGAAUGCUGCUAAGAACACUUCGUUGAUGGAGUUGCUAAAUGAUAUGAAGUUGAGAGAAAAAAGUGUCUCUAAGAUUGAAGAAAUUGAUGGGGGGUUGAAUUCUUGGAGGCCGGGUUUAGAUAGCAUUCCAGAGGAUUAUUCGAUGAAGUUAUAGGUAAUUUUUAAGUUGUUAUAACCAAUCCUAUUUGUAAAUAAAGACACUGCUUUUCUUUUUUUUUUUUUAUUGUGCAUUUUGAAUUCUAUAUAACUUAAGUAGAUUUGACUAGUGUAAUAGAAAUGUAAAAUUAUAUGAAGCUUGAGCUUCUGAUUAUUAUAAUAUAGUGUGAUCUUAUGAAAUGAAUUAAUGAAAUGGUUCUCAAUAUACUCUUUGUUUGGAGGAA